Molecule: messenger RNA, 456 nt
Organism: Spizellomyces punctatus DAOM BR117
Lineage: Eukaryota; Fungi; Chytridiomycota; Chytridiomycetes; Spizellomycetales; Spizellomycetaceae
Exons: 3
Coding region: 25-282 (85 amino acids)
Biological process (GO): mitochondrial translation
Cellular component (GO): mitochondrial small ribosomal subunit
Molecular function (GO): structural constituent of ribosome
Source: RefSeq, a predicted model, not a curated record
CGCCGACUAGUCAAUUUCACCGUGAUGCGACCGAUUGACAGAAUUAAGAAGCCGUUGGUCUUGCGACCCCCAAAGGUCAUGUCGGCCACUCCGUGUGCCGUUGAAGUUGCCACGCUUUUCAACUGCUGGCGGGCCCUGAGCGUUGACUCGAAACAGUGUGCGGAUUCAGCAAAAUCUCUCAUGACAUGCAUGGCCGCACAAGGCAAGUCAACUGGGUCGUCCCGAUCUGUCGACCAAAUCAAUUUCUGGUUGGCAAAAGCACGUAGAAAGAAGCAGCUAUAGAACAGUAGUUCCCAAUCAACCUUCGCCCUCCACUUACAACCGCUAGAUCACCUUCCAAACUACCAUCUGUAAUUUAUCACCCUGUCCUUAACAAUAUUUGCAAAUACAUUUUGAGUUUACAAAGACGACGGUGCAUGACGAAGACUGCUAUACAGUCAUCAUCGUGUCUCUGAG